Molecule: messenger RNA, 1100 nt
Organism: Chelonoidis abingdonii (Abingdon island giant tortoise)
Lineage: Eukaryota; Metazoa; Chordata; Testudines; Testudinidae
Source: RefSeq, a predicted model, not a curated record
CCGCGAGCGAUAAAUGAUUCUCCCCAGAACUCUCCUUUGUGCUGUUCUGCUGCUGCUGCUGCUUGUAUCGGUGCUGAGCAAGGGCAAGGCAAAGUGCAGCAUUGUGGAAAUCCUGCGGCAAUACCAAGCCGUGAUCUUUGAUGAGCUCCAGAACCUGAAAAACUUGACUCAAUCUGCUGAAACACCAAGGAGGGAGAGAGCUGGCCCAGCCUGCCUCUCUAACAAGGAGCAGAAAAUCCUGCUGUCUAUCUCCACCAUGAGCAUGUCUCUCAGGGACAUGGUCAGAGGCCCCUGGAGGAAUCCUGAAGUAGUGGCUGUGAUGCAGGUGGUCAGCAACACAGAAUCUGUGACCAAACAGAACUGCAAGAAAAUCCACAAGAAGAGUCUGUCAACAGUUACAGAGAAACCGCAACACAGAAGCCAGGGCAACAGGAGAAAGCAGCUGAAGAUGAUAGCGCGAACAGUGGAAAACUUGGUCACCUGCUGGGAGAAGCUGUUCUCUCUCCACUCAAAGGACUGGGACACAUAGGGUCAGUAGGAAGCAGUGCAUGGUGCUCUCCCCAUGGAUGCUGAGCACCUGGGAUUGUACCACGACCUCCGUACUAGCCAGUAAGCAACACCGAUUUCAUGGAAACUCCUUCCUUCUGAUUUCUUGGUUCUACUGUUGGGUGAAGCAGGCAUUCCAUUGCAUCCCAUUCUUCUCUGUGGGGAUCGGAGAGGGACACAUCUUCUGUUCAUGGCCUGCUCUGCUACUGUUCCAGGUAGCAAAUACUGAGGGUCAGAUUCAGCCCUGAAAUGAACUGAGUGGCAUCAACAGAAUUUGCUCCUUCAUUCUGAAUUAAAACUUUCUUGGACGUUUCCACAGUGGGGGCCUUGGCUCCAGCGAGUCUGUGUGUUAGGAAUUUGGAAGGACAGGGCAGUAAGCAGGCAGUGAAAGAAGAGGGCAAUAGAGUAAGAGGAGGCUCCCGAAUUAUGAAAAUGCUUCUUGUCUGCUAGGAAACCUCUUGCACUGUGUAACACUGACAAACUUGUCGUCGGUGGGGGGGAUUGAACCUGGGACUUCUGGUGCUUACUGCAUGAGCCUCUACCGCAUGAGCUAA